AUGGAUAGUUUGCCGUCAACAAGCGACCGUUUGACCGUCAGGCGAUCGCUUGUGCGACCAAAACGACAGAGAAUCACGCUUUGUUUUGGAGUCAGUCAGAUCUUCCUUGGCUUGCUUAUAGUCGCUGUAAGCUUCGCAGCCUUCGGGUUAUCGACUUCUAACAGAGUGCGGAAUGCAUGUCCGUAUUGGGCUGGCUUUUCGAUCAGUUUUUUCACAUUCCUGUCGGCUGUCUGCGUCAUACUUCAUCUGGUUGCCACGGUGUUGUCAGGAGAAACAGGAAGUCUUCUCAAGUCUUUCUUGAUGUGUAUGCGGCAUGAUGUUCAGAAUACGUGUCUAUGUUGUGAUACAACUUACGAGUGUGGACUUAAUUACAUCCAUAAAGCUGUGCUGUUUGAAGGCGUCUUGAAUUGCGAUAUGGUGUCAUCAAUACUCAAAGAACUCAUGUAUACUAUAUGUGUUAUCAAUGUUAUAGCCUGUCUUCUCUCAUUUAUUGCUACAAUUCUGGGAUGUGCCAAUAUCGUUAAGAGGAAUUCUGGGAGAAGGUUCAUACUAGGACAGUUUCGACCCACUAGUGAACACAUAGAUGCUGCAUCCAUCGGUGAAGUCAUUGACUCUGUAUUCACACCUCCUGUGCCUCCACCGCCAUACUCUCCUCCGGAAUAUGGGGAAAUCUCUGGUGAUCCUAUUAUGGUAGAAGCAGGUGUCUUUGUUGAAGAAGUCGGUACAGAUGCUGCUAAUGCUCAUGAACUGCCACCACCAUAUUGCAUACUUGAUGUCUCACCAGACAGCGCUUUUGAGCAUCUUACAUCAGAAGCAUCACCUAUGGAACCGUUACAGAUUGAAGCAGAUGAAACAAGUGGAUUAGAAAGUUGUCAGUCGCCAAUAACACCUGGUGAAAAUUACUGUAGGAUCUAUGUUAACCCUGCUGAUAUGGACAGUUUUACUCAUGAGAGUAUUCGCUCAGGACUCAUGCCACAAUUGUACACAACCGGAACCAAUGCUAGAAAACAAACCUUCACCGAGUGUCUGCCGAAAAAGACUCUUUAUUCAAAAAAAUGUGGAAUGGAGGUGUGCCCAUUACAGAGGAUAACUACCACUGUGACAGUAGAAGCAGCCAAUCCAAUGUAUAGACUGAACAAUAAUUCAGAUAUGGAAAAUAAUAAUUUGCAAUUACGACAUAGCUCAGCUGGAGACAGUGAAAAAUGUUUGUCUAUUGCUAAAGUGAGAGAUUCAGUAACGAGCUCAACGCUGUCGAAUCAAACCAUCUCAGAAGUGGGAAAUAUCACAUGUAGUAUAGGGGAAACAGUUAUUGAUAAUUAUGUGACUUCAAAUUAUAGUGCAUCAAACGAUUCAGAAAGGGAGUCAGUAUGCCAGACGACUGUUGAAAUACAUAGUACACAUGUCUCUCCUUGUAAUAUUCAUGUACCGCUUUCAGUGAAAACAUACAAUGUCAAAUCUAGUGGACGUCCGUCAUCCAGUCGUAGCUUUCAUAGUAUAUCAGCCCCACUUUCAUCUGACAGUGAUUCUUAUGAGGACUAUAUACAUGAAACACAAAGCAAAAGUUAUCCAAGGACAAAAAAGCAGCGGCAAAGAGAAAUGCAUGCACGCCGUCGCAGAGAACGUAGAAUCUCGGAAUCACGUUUGUCGUCAUCUUCGGGCAACAGUGAGUGUUCUCACAAUUCACUAUGUAAAAAAAGUUGUGAUAAAAAACAGAAGGGAUCUGUAGCAUCUUUUGGAAUCCCUAAAUCUCAUAAUUCUACAGAUUCUGUCAGUUUCAAGUCUGUUGAUGUCUCAAGUCCAACCCGGCUUUCAGUCACCUCUAACUCAAGUAAAAGUGGAAAUUCUUUGCACUCAUUAUCAAGCACAGUCCAUAGUAAUGAAGCUCUUGAGUUGCACCAAGAAAAACACACAGAUUCUGAUAUUGAAAGUGGGAAACCCCAAAGACCCAGCUCUUUGGAAAUAAAACCUGUACAUAACCUUCCUGCUCCGAAUGUUUUAAACAAAGUUUCUCCAUCAUCACCAAAUCCACCUGAGAGGAUGUUGGUGCUUCCAGGACAAAUUCACAGACGUUACGCUCCACUUUGCAAACCACCCAAGCUACCAGAAAGAUGUGCUUGCAAAGCAUCAAAAAAGAAAACUAAACCAAAGCAGCGUCCCAAAUCACUUGCAGAUUUUAAGUCAUUCAAAGAUGCUAAGAUACUCGUCGCCAAAUUUAUUGAUCAGUCUAACGGUACUAUGUCACCGGCUGUGAAGAACGUACUGGAAAAUAUACAAUGCAUGAUUAAGUCAGAUGAGAAGCAUUUAGCGGAAGCCAUCCAUAGUGCUAAUGUGAUUGGUCAUUACACACGGCCAGUGUCACAGGUGACAAAACUAGACGGCAUCCCGUGUGAAAACUACGACAGCAAAGAUAGUCUGUAUAAGAGCAGUACUAGUCUUGGUAGUCGAUAUUGGAAUAGUUGCUCAGAACUCACUGCCCUCUCAGACCACACUGAUGAUGAAAUAACUGAUCAGGCUGAGGAUUUUGUAAAAACCUUAACAAUCUGUAAAGAAACCGUCCUUUAA
Messenger RNA from Saccoglossus kowalevskii, 2562 nucleotides. RefSeq lists its product as uncharacterized. NCBI's taxonomy places the organism in Eukaryota, Metazoa, Hemichordata, Enteropneusta, Harrimaniidae. The record is from RefSeq and is a predicted model, not a curated record.